CACCGUCGCCGCUGAGAGGAGGAGACGGGCAGCGAGGUGGUUCGGCUGUGGCUUGGAGCGGCAGUGGCAAUCCGGCUGCGGCUGCGAGCAUGCCCAGGUGCCUCCGCUGCGGCCUGAACGACGCCACCAGCCCCGGCUGCUGCCGCUUCCACCCCGCACUGCUCAGCCAGCCCGGCAGCCUCACGUUCACACCCGAGUGGAUGACCUGCCAGGCAGCGGGCCACACGGACCGCACCCGCGGCUGCCUGGUGCGCUCUGAGCACUUUUACGAGCCCGUGUUUCACACACAGCAGCCGCAGCGUGCUGCUAGUGCUAGGGCUGCUGCUGGCACUGGUGGUGGUGGCGGUAGGGGUACCGCCGGCGGCAUAGCGCGGGAAGCGGGUGCGGGUGCGGGUGCUUCCACUGGGGGAGCCGCAGCUCGUUUGGGGCAGGUACCGGUACGACAGUCCGCCGAGGAGGGCAUGGGGAUGAUGGGCGCAGCACAAUCAGGCACAGCGACGGUAACAGCAGCAACAGCGGGUGUGCGUAGGUCUGGGGGUCUUUUAAGCGGCGGUUUGGCGGCUGCGGCGAAGGCGGCGGGGGCAGCCGCGGCGGCUGCGAUGGCGGUUCGUACGUUGGCGGUUUCACCACAGAGGUCUCCGCGGAGGGGUGCUAGCGCGCCGGGGGAUAUAGGCGGGGUAGCAGCAGCAGCAGGACGGUUAAAGGGCCGAAUGGCGGGCGGGAGCGGUACAGGAGCAGCAGGGGG
Messenger RNA from Astrephomene gubernaculifera, 745 nucleotides. Lineage: Eukaryota; Viridiplantae; Chlorophyta; Chlorophyceae; Chlamydomonadales; Astrephomenaceae. The record is from the annotation of a GenBank genome assembly.